Molecule: messenger RNA, 1363 nt
Organism: Pelobates fuscus (common spadefoot toad)
Lineage: Eukaryota; Metazoa; Chordata; Amphibia; Anura; Pelobatidae
Gene: EIF4E
Product: eukaryotic translation initiation factor 4E
Exons: 7
Coding region: 256-900 (214 amino acids)
Biological process (GO): translational initiation
Cellular component (GO): cytoplasm; eukaryotic translation initiation factor 4F complex
Molecular function (GO): translation initiation factor activity; RNA 7-methylguanosine cap binding
Source: RefSeq, a predicted model, not a curated record
CUUUCCCAGGCAGAGUGGGUGCUGAGUUAGCGUUCAGACCUGGCUACACGGUUACAAUAGAUCGCUCGCACUCCCCCGCCCCCUCCUCUCACACUAUCUGUGUUCGAUUGAUAAGUUAGAGGUCGCUAGUGAUGGCUCAGGCUUCCUGCACCUUCCGCCCCAGCUCGCUCAUUCAGAAAAGUAACUCCAUGUGCUGUGCGUGCGGCCACUUCCUUAUCCCACCAGAGAUCGGCUCUCCCCGACUAAGGCCUCACAAUGAAUGACUUGGACAAUGAAACCACUGCUAAUACUGAAACUACAGAAGAGGAGAAAACGACUGGCCAGGAGCUUGUAAACCCUGAGCACUACAUUAAACAUCCACUACAAAACAGAUGGGCCCUUUGGUUCUUUAAAAAUGACAAAAGCAAAACUUGGCAGGCUAACCUUCGCCUAAUUUCAAAGUUUGACACUGUUGAAGAUUUUUGGGCCCUAUAUAAUCAUAUCCAGUUGUCUAGUAACCUAAUGUCCGGCUGCGACUAUUCUCUCUUUAAGGAUGGUAUUGAACCCAUGUGGGAAGAUGAAAAGAAUAAACGUGGAGGAAGAUGGCUAAUUACCCUUACCAAACAGCAAAGAAGAAAUGACUUGGAUCGUUUUUGGUUAGAAACGCUCAUGUGCCUUAUCGGAGAAUCCUUUGAUGAACACAGUGAAGAUAUUUGUGGAGCUGUUGUAAAUGUUAGAGCAAAAGGAGAUAAAAUAGCAAUCUGGACUACUGAAUGUGAAAACAGGGAUGCUGUUACACAUAUAGGGAGGGUUUACAAGGAAAGAUUAGGACUUCCUCCCAAAGUAGUCCUUGGUUAUCAGUCCCAUGCAGACACAGCUACUAAAAGCGGCUCCACCACUAAAAACAGAUUUGUUGUUUGAGAAGACGCCUUCUGAGUAUUGUUUCAUAGGAGACUGCGUCAAGCAAUCGCGACUUGGGAGCUGUACCAAAGCCUCUACAAAAGCAGAGUGGACUGCAUUUAAAUUUGAUUUCCACCUAAAUAUUGCUAAGAUUUGUGAAAAGUCAUUCGCCUUUUUGUCUUGUGCUAUGUUCAAAACCCCCUAUCCCUUUUUUGUUUUGGUUAUUUUUAUUUUAUUUUUUCCUACAAUUAAGUUAUCUAAUCAAAACAUUUCAGCGAGCAAAUACUUUCCCUUUAAGUAUCCUCAAUUGCUGCCCAAGUUAUCUCUGUAAUAGAAUAUUUAGUUUUCGAACUAUUACAGAAAUAUUUAUCCAGAUUGUGCUCUCGCAUCACCCGCAAGAAAAGGAAUCUUUAUAUUUGCAUUGUAUGCAGUUACAAUAGUUUGCUGAUUUGCAAGGCGGAGGAUUAAAAUGCAUUCAAACUUC